AUGAAGACUCUUUCUGGACGAUGUGAAUCAUCUAAAGAGAUAUCACUUUCCAAAGCUACCAAAAUUCUCUCAAAAUUUGUCUCUGCUGACAACGGUGCUUCGCAAGUUAUCAAUGCCUAUCUCCAUCGAGCUUCGGAUGCUUUCAAUGAGCUCAACCAGCUUCAUAGGGAGCUUAAACCCUCGCAGUCUCGUAGGAAGAAAAGCCGAAGCCACGUGACAGAUGAUAGUGGGAGAGUAGGUGUAAGUUCUGUUACAAGUGCUGAUGUGAAAUCUGAAAUCGGGAUUAUAAGGGAAAAGGUUUGUGGUGAGAAUGUUGAUGAAAAGUUGAUUGAGAAUGAUGUUAAAUUGGGUCGAGAAAUUAAUGGUUCUGUUGUAAAUGGAAGUGAGAAGCGUAGUAAGAAAGAUAAAAAGAAGAAGAAUGAAUUUGGAAAUAAGAAAGGUGAUGGAAAACUACCGAAAAGGGGCAAAAUGAAAAUGAAUCAGGUCAAGGCGAUGAAGAAAUGGAGGACGGAAAGAAACAGAAAAAGGACAAGAAGAAGAAGGACAAGAAUUUAG
Messenger RNA from Lathyrus sativus (Indian pea), 555 nucleotides. The record is from the annotation of a GenBank genome assembly. Lineage: Eukaryota; Viridiplantae; Streptophyta; Magnoliopsida; Fabales; Fabaceae.